UGACUCCCUCAUUGACUGCUGCUCUGCCUCACUCAGCGAUCCACUGACUGACUGACUGAGAGGAAGAAGAGGAGGAAGAGGAGUAACACAGCUGGUUACCGAGAGGAUUUACAACAACUUUAUCUCGUAUUGUUUCAUUCAGCUCCAUCAUGAAGGAGAGGAGACUCACGCAGCCGUUUGUAGCGAGGUGUAAACUAGUGCUCGUCGGGGACGUCCAAUGCGGUAAAACAGCGAUGUUACAAGUCUUGGCCAAGGACUGCUAUCCAGAGACGUACGUCCCGACUGUGUUUGAGAACUACACGGCCUGUCUGGAGCUUGAAGACCAGCGUGUUGAGCUCAGCCUUUGGGACACAUCAGGUUCUCCUUAUUAUGACAACGUCAGACCACUCUGCUACAGCGACUCAGAUGCAGUGCUCUUAUGCUUCGACAUCAGCCGACCAGACACAGUAGACAGUGCGCUGAAGAAGUGGAAAGCAGAGAUCCAGGACUUCUGUCCCAGCACACGGAUCUUGUUAAUAGGCUGCAAGACAGACCUGCGCACAGACGUAUGCACUCGCAUGGAGCUAUCCAAUCAGAAACAGACUCCCAUCUCCCAUGAGCAGGGUUCGUCCAUGGCGAAGCAGGUUGGAGCGGAGGCCUACCUGGAGUGCUCGGCCUUCACAUCAGAGAAGAGCAUCCACAGUGUUUUCCGUACUGCGGCUCUGGCCUGCAUGAACAAACUUCAGCCUGCCAAUAAACCCAGUCCCAUCCGCCGCCUCUCCAAGAGACUCCUACACCUUCCCAGCAAGACAGAGCUGCUCUCCUCCACCUUUAGCAAGGACAAGUCCAAGAGCUGCUCCAUCAUGUGAAUACUGCUGAGAUCAUGCUGGGGGUAAAAAAAAAAAGAAAAGAAAAGAAAGCAAGGACAAGCGGACUGCAGAUGCUUCAGCAGGGUGUACAAGGGAAAGAGAGUAAAAAGACUCUCUCUCCUUUGCAGCAUCCUAACCCAAAAUUCCCUGUUGACUGAUCAUGUCACCAGCACACAGUACAGAGACAGUGUGAAACCACAUUUCUGAUCAUUUAAAUACACGUAAACAAAGGCGUAGACCUGUUAGACCUGUUGUGAGCUUAAAUAAGGUGAGUGCCUCCUCUUUUCUACAGGGGGAAGUGGUUGUAAAACACGGCAUUACCCUGAUUUGAAAUUCUGAUAGCGCCGCCCUUUUCCCAUCCAUCUCUCUAUCUGAAUGACUCUUUAAGGUCAUGAUAUGUAAAAUCUGACAGUGACCGGAAGUGGUAUCUACAGAAAAUGCGUAUCGUCGAGCCCUUGAAGACGUUAUCCUCCCCUCCUCCCGCUGACCCCCCUCGCAGUAUUUCAUUUGGAAAUUAAAGCUGACAGUGGAGGGGGAAAAAACAAAACAGGGAGGGGAUUUGGCAAAGCGAGAGGGUUCACUUGCAAAAGCCGCGGAGAGGACGUACUAAGGCAGAUCUGAAGGAGCGCAACUCAGCACUCACAUGAAACCAUGAAAAACGUCUACGGUGGACGUGUCGUGACAGAAAAGCCCGGGCCAUGUAAAGACUGUCUGUCAUGAUUUCCCUUUCAUCACCACAGCAGUCUUAAUUGUUCAGUGUUAUUAUGAUUUUAGUGAUGUUACAUUAAUAAUACAUCAUCUCACUGUUCCCUGCUACUUAAAGAGCUGCUUAAUGGAUACUGGCUUUGAUAUACCUUUAAAA
Messenger RNA from Larimichthys crocea (large yellow croaker), 1710 nucleotides. RefSeq names its product Rho family GTPase 1a (gene rnd1a). Gene Ontology annotation, molecular function: GTPase activity; GTP binding. Lineage: Eukaryota; Metazoa; Chordata; Actinopteri; Sciaenidae. The record is from RefSeq and is a predicted model, not a curated record. Gene Ontology annotation, biological process: small GTPase-mediated signal transduction. Bases 150 to 848 code for a protein of 232 amino acids. The transcript is spliced from 5 exons.